Molecule: messenger RNA, 2068 nt
Organism: Sinocyclocheilus rhinocerous
Lineage: Eukaryota; Metazoa; Chordata; Actinopteri; Cypriniformes; Cyprinidae
Product: protein phosphatase 1F-like
Exons: 8
Coding region: 201-1475 (424 amino acids)
Biological process (GO): protein dephosphorylation; negative regulation of protein kinase activity
Cellular component (GO): nucleus; cytosol
Molecular function (GO): protein serine/threonine phosphatase activity; cation binding
Source: RefSeq, a predicted model, not a curated record
CUUUUGUUGUGUAGUGACUGAAAGGGCGUGCGAUCAUGCACGAGAACUUCAAACCGCACUCAUCAGGAAAAAAAAGGGAGUGUCGGCGCAUAAAGCAACGCCAACCAGCUGCAAAGAUUCAUACGUGAAGUUUGCAUCCAAGAUUGCUUUGGACAUCCCCAACUUCCUACCUUGGUAGAGGCUCCAAGUCCACCCUCAGAAUGAGUUGCGCGGAGCAAGGCGAUGCUGGGAAGUUUCUCAAGCGGUUUCUGGAGGAUUUUCCAAACCCGCUUGGGACGGAGGACCCGCUUCCCAUCAGUCCACUUAGCCGCAAAGUCUCUAUGCAGGAGGUGAAGGGAGAGAGUCUGGAUCUUGGCCUCCGACUGCUCUCAGCCAGAAGUGCCCCAUCCUGGCUGGGUGCAGCGAUGUGCAAUGCUGCUGUCACUGAACUGCUUAAAGAUGACCUUUCACCUCACUACUGCCCCAAAGAUCCUGAACAGCAACCAGAAGAUGAACAGGAAGUUGUUUUGUUGCAGUCUGAGCCAUUGCAGCGCCUCUUUAUUAAUAAAUUGAGAGAGGUGUGUUUGGUCUGGCAGAAACAGCUGCCCAGUCCCGGGUCGUCCUCUUCACGGACACACAGCUGCUCUGUUCACGCCAUUCGAAACACUCGCAGAAAGAUGGAGGACCGUCACAUAAUCCUGAAAGAUUUUAACCAGCUUCUGGGACUGCAGGAUGGUGUGGAUCGAGAGUAUUACGCUGUGUUUGAUGGACACGGAGGGGUGGAUGCUGCCACAUACGCUGCCACUCACCUGCAUAUCGUACUCAGCCAGCAGGAGGCACUAAAAAGCGAUGCUGCCACAGCCUUCAAAAGCUCCUUCACACAAACAGAUGACAUGUUCAAGAUUAAAGCCAAGAGAGAGCGUCUGCGCAGCGGCAGCACUGGUGUGGCGGCUUUACUGACCUCUGAUCGCCUGACUGUCUCCUGGCUGGGCGACUCUCAAGCUAUGCUGGUUCGACAGGGAGAACCAGUGACCCUAAUGGAGCCACACAAACCUGAGAGAGAGGAUGAGAAGAAAAGAAUUGAGGAUCUGGGUGGAUGCAUCGCUUACAUGGGUUGUUGGCGGGUAAAUGGUACCUACGCCGUUUCCAGAGCAAUAGGUGAUUUUGAUCAGAAGCCGUACGUCUCUAACAAAGCUGAUAGCUCCUCGAUCCAGAUGAAUGGGCAUGAAGAUUACAUUCUGCUUGCUUGUGACGGCUUCUUUGACGUGGUUCGGCCUGGGGACGUCCCGGGGCUGGUCCUGGAGGCUCUGAGGGAGGCCGGAGGCUCGGGGGACGAUGUGACCCAGACUCUGGUGACCCAUGCUAAAGCUGCUGGAUCCAGUGAUAACAUCACAGUUCUUUUGGUGUUCCUCAAAGAUCCGCAGCAACUUUUGACCUACGAGACGACUUCCAGAGCAGAGCCAGGAGGAGCUACGGCUGCAGCCACAGGGAUCUGAAAGGUGUUAAUAGGAAUAAAUUGUCCAUGAUAGAAGCAAAUCAGAGGACCAAGAGUAUCUGAUGGUCUGUUCAUCAUCUGGAAUGAUAUUUUAAAGAGUUGUUGAAUUUGAAAAGAAUAUGCGAUAAUUGAGGUCAUCCGAAACGAGUCCAGUCAUGCAUUCAGAAGAAAGCUUCGAACGCAGGUGAAAGAAAGGCGUUUCCUCGUUUGUUUUUUCCAAGAAUGUCUGAUCCUUGGUCAUUUAUUAACUCUCUUUGUUGCUACCUUUGAACUUGCCUUCAUUUUUAACCAACAUGUUUCCAUCUUUUAACUAUUUGCCUUGUUUUUACCAGCUUAUAUACAUUUACUGUUGCUUAAAGGGAUAGUUAUGUGAAAAAUUAAAAUCCUGUCAUCAUUUACUCACCCUCAUGUCAUUCCAAACCUGUAUGGCUUUAAUUUUUUGUGUGUAACAUAAUAUGGAACAUAAUAGAUAUUUUGUUUGUUGAAAAAUAUUGGUAACCAAACCAUUCCGGUUCCCAUUGACGUCCACUCUAUGGACAAAAAAUACAAUGGAAGUCAAUGCCAAAACUGUUUAGUUACCAACAUUCUUCAAAA